Messenger RNA from Exophiala oligosperma, 2288 nucleotides. RefSeq names its product eukaryotic peptide chain release factor subunit 1. Gene Ontology annotation, biological process: cytoplasmic translational termination. Gene Ontology annotation, molecular function: translation release factor activity, codon specific; sequence-specific mRNA binding. Lineage: Eukaryota; Fungi; Ascomycota; Eurotiomycetes; Chaetothyriales; Herpotrichiellaceae. Gene Ontology annotation, cellular component: translation release factor complex; cytosol. Bases 249 to 1556 code for a protein of 435 amino acids. The record is from RefSeq and is a predicted model, not a curated record. The transcript has 2 exons.
CAGUAAUUUACUACCUAAGGUAAUCUACCUGAUGACUGCACAUUUGCCAGCGCAGCCCGCACCAUAUUGAUUCUCCCCUACCCACUUGAGUUGCCCAACGUCACUUCAAUUCUCACCUCAACUCUCCUUGAAGUCCUUACCUCUCCCCCUUCCACUCAUUGACGACUCAACACAACCCUCCCUCCGACGUCAGAAGUUACCUCUUCCCACGAGCAGGCCCCCCUCUGCGAGGCCACGUCUAGGCAAAAAUGAGUGCCCCUCAACAGCAAAACGAGGCAGAAAAAAAUAUUGAAAUAUGGAAGGUCAAAAAACUGAUCAAACGUCUCGAGGCGGCCCGGGGUAACGGUACCUCCAUGAUUUCUCUCAUCAUUCCACCCAAAGACCAGGUCUCUCGUGCGGCAAAGAUGUUAGCUGAAGAAUUCGGUACUGCCUCGAACAUCAAAUCCCGAGUCAACCGUCUAUCUGUCCUGUCAGCUAUCACCUCCACUCAGCAACGUCUGAAGCUGUACAACAAAGUCCCCCCGAAUGGCCUGGUCGUCUAUUGUGGUGAAAUCAUCACCUCCGAGGGCAAGGAAAGAAAGAUCAACAUAGACUUUGAACCGUUCAAGCCUAUCAACACCUCCCUUUACCUAUGUGACAACAAAUUUCAUACCGAAGCGCUCAGCGAACUACUCGAGUCGGAUCAGAAAUUUGGCUUCAUCAUCAUGGACGGUAACGGAGCACUGUUUGGCACACUCAGCGGCAAUACAAGAGAAGUUCUGCAGAAGUUCUCGGUCGAUCUGCCCAAGAAGCACGGCCGUGGUGGUCAAUCCGCGCUUCGUUUUGCUCGUCUCAGAGAGGAGAAGCGUCACAACUACGUGCGUAAAGUUGCAGAAUUGGCCGUUCAGAAUUUCAUCACCAACGACAAAGUCAACGUUGCCGGGUUGGUCCUGGCUGGUUCGGCCGACUUCAAGAACGACUUGAACCAGUCUGACAUGUUCGACGGCCGUCUGCAAGCCAAAGUCAUCAAGGUCGUCGAUGUGUCUUAUGGUGGCGAGAACGGUUUCAAUCAAGCCAUCGACCUAGCUUCCGAGACCUUGAGCAAUGUUAAAUUUAUUCAGGAGAAGAAGCUGAUCGGCAAGUACUUCGAGGAGAUCAGCCAAGACAGCGGUCGUGUCUGUUAUGGUGUUGAAGACACCUUGAAGGCUUUGGAAUUAGGUGCUUGUGAAACUCUGAUUGUUUACGAAAACUUGGAUGUCACCCGAUGGGUUCUGAAGGCUUCGGAUGGGUCCGAGAGAGUUUUACAUACGACCAAAUCUCAAGAAGGCAACCGCGAACAAUUCAUGGACAAAGAAACCGGCCAGGAAAUGGAAGUUAUUGAUCAGAGUUCUUUCCUCGAGUGGCUCGCCGAGAAAUACAAGGAUUUCGGUGCCACGUUGGAGUUCGUCUCUGACCGAUCCAGCGAAGGCAACCAGUUUGUGAAAGGCUUUGGUGGUAUUGGGGCUAUUUUGCGCUACAAGGUCAACUUUGAACAGUUGGCUGACGUUGACGACGAAGACGAAUUUUAUGAUGAUUGACAAUUCAACGACCUCGAAACGAAAAGCGAGAAGCAACUUGUAGACAGUCGACCAUUGGUCCAGGACGUCACAUUGACAGCAUCUUCUCGCUCUGAGCGUCCUAACGACGCGCCUCCUUUUCUAGCUUCGACAGGAAAGGACCAGACCGUGGUCAGCAAGCCACAGGUCAAUCAUCUGGAGAACCCAAGGAUCAAGAAAAAUACUCUUUGGGGGGCUGAGAGAUCGACUGCUCCGCCAGCCACGCAAGCUCGGGGUUUAGUCCAUGGUCGAUCUAACCUACGCAAUAUGGUCAUGGUCUGAGAAAACGACGGCGGUCAGGUGCAGCCCGUCGACGAUCCUGCAGUGCCCAGCGGUGUCCGCAGGGGAAUUGGCUGAGAACUCCACUGAACCUGAUGUAAGUCCGACAUACCAGAUGGUCUGCCGAGCAGAUGCAUCAACUCUGUCCGUCACAACGACGGCGACAUGGAAAUCCGAAUGGAAGGCUUUACUCCGAUCUUGCCGAAGCACUUCCACCCUCGGUCGAAACGUAUUGUCUCUCGUGAGCUGGUCACUCCUUUUCAUUCGAGCUCACUUCUUUCUUGUUUGGCCGAAGGCCCCGUCAUUCCUGAGAAGUCUGGCAUUCGUGUUCCUCGAAUUACAUGCUCAGGCUCAACCCAACUUCUGGCAUUCCAGAACUCAGGACAGCUAGCCAAUACCACCUUAGGUAGUCAAUCAUUAUCGUUCUUGACUCUA